This is a messenger RNA of Thlaspi arvense, 3431 nucleotides long. The record is from the annotation of a GenBank genome assembly. Lineage: Eukaryota; Viridiplantae; Streptophyta; Magnoliopsida; Brassicales; Brassicaceae.
UUCCGAUGAUACGACGCAAGUGGCUCGCUCGUAUAAUACAGUUGAAAAACAUAUGGAGAAAAGGGGCUGAAACCGCCUUAAAAACGAAUCCUUUUUAUUUUCGUAUUUAAGUACACGGGGCCCACACCAGUGCAGCAAGUCUUUCAAAAUUCUCCAAUCUCACAAUCAAAAAACCUCCGAUCUCGCUCUCUCUCUCUCAGAUCUUCUCUCCUUCCAUGGAUCCCGCUUCUUCCAGGAAUCACCGCAACCGAAUCGCCUCUUCUGUGGAAAGGUCGGCGAUGGCGGAUAAUGGCGUCGAGCAGAUUUCUCCCGAAGAUGAAAGGGUUGUUUCUUCUUCCGUUGGUCCUUCUCCGGUUCCCUCUCCGUAUUAUAACGUCUUUCAAACCCCUACCAAUCUCUAUCCUUACGAUUUUGGCUAUGCACAAAGCAUCACUGGUUGGGAUGGAUAUUCACCAUAUGCCACUACCCCUGAAGGCCUGCAUGUGCCACAGGUUGUCUACAGUGAAAACUCAUCUUUUAUGUACCAACCUGGUUUUGCCUACAACCCUUACCCAUCUAUAAUGUUGGAAGGCCAAAUUCCUGUCUCUCCAUCUUACUUCCCACACUAUGGUGCACCAUCAGCUAUGCAUUUUACUCAGUCGGAAAUUGGUGGUGAUAACUCCCGUUUUGACCCAACAUCUGCUUACAUGAUUCCUUUUGGUGGAUAUGGUGGAGGCAAUUUAUCCGGGAAUCAAGUGGGCAACACUUUGACAUCCCCUAUACCGUAUCCUCAAACGAUGGGUAUACUUGGGCCAUACGACCACACUGCUUCACAGUUUCCGUUGCAUGGGAGUGGGGUUGCUUCAAGCUCUUCGUUGGGAGCAUAUUAUCCUGUUGCAUCUUCUUACCAGAAUCCUAGCUCCACCGCUUCAUAUUAUGGAGCUGAUAAUCCAGUCAGAUUAACCCCUGACAUAGGUAAACGGCGAGAGAAGGAGUUCAGUUCUGUUUCCAUCACCAGUGAUAUGUAUGGUAAUCGAGGACCAAGGGCAUCCAGCAGGGUAAAGAGCAAGAACAGCUCCAGAAUUUGCUCUCCUUCUGGUGAUUCAGCAAAUGAUUCAAGUACAGCUGGACCAAAUCCUAGUCUGUACAACCAUCCAGAAUUUGUGACGGAUUAUAAGAAUGCCAAGUUCUUUAUCGUCAAGUCAUUUAGUGAAGACAAUGUCCACAAAAGUAUCAAGUAUAAUGUCUGGGCCAGCACGCCACAUGGCAACAAGAAAUUGGAUACUGCUUAUCGAGAUGCUGAGAAGAUGGGUGGAAAAUGUCCAAUCUUUCUGUUCUUUUCGGUAAAUGCUAGUGGACAGUUCUGUGGGGUCUCGGAAAUGGUCGGACCUGUAGAUUUCGAAAAGGAUGCUGCUUACUGGCAGCAAGACAGGUGGAGUGGGCAGUUCCCAGUGAAAUGGCAUAUUGUGAAAGAUGUACCGAAUAACCGAUUUAGUCAUAUUCUCUUACAAAACAAUGACAACAAGCCGGUGACACACAGCCGAGACUCUCAGGAGGUGAAGCUACGUCAGGGGAUUGAGAUGCUCAGAAUUUUCAAAGAAUACGAGGCACACACAUCGAUCCUGGAUGAUUUUGGCUACUAUGAUGACAGAGAGAGGCCAAAGGUGGGAGAAGAUGGAGAGAGGAAAGAAGACGGGGAAGAAGAGACCUCUUCUGUGGAGCAGUUAACAGAGCGUCUUCAAGUUGUGACAGUAGUAGAUGGAAAGGAGGGGGAAAGUGAAGAGUUAAAAACUGAUUGAUACAGUAAUAGUUAAGUAGAAGAAGAAGCAUUCUUUUUGGUAAACAAGGGUGGAUACUCUGUUUUUUCUUCGGUUUUUUUGGGUGGGGGCUGUAUACUAAAUGUCUAGAAGAUAUCAAACUCCAAUUCCUUGUACUUUGUAGCAUUAUGCGUUUUAUUUUUCCAUCAAUGAAUGAACCUCAGGUGUCUCUUCAGAUCUCUCUCUGGUCUCUAAAGUCUAAUUCUAAGAAGAAACAAAAUUGAGUAGCAAAUAAGUCGUGGAAGCGACGACGUUUGAAGGUUAUAAGGAAAAAACUAUUUAUCAUGUUUCUUGUUUUUUUUUUCCCUCGAAACAACAAUUCUGGUCUGUCGUUCUGUGCUCCAAUGGCGUCCUCUUCCCUUGUCCGAAUCGCUGUUGUCGGAGACAUCCAUGGCUUCUGGGAUCUAGAUGAAGAUCGGAAGGCUCUUCGGCUACUACAGCCGCAUUUGGUGCUCUUCACAGGCAGCUUCUCUGUGAUUUUGGUGAGGAAAACGUGCCACUUGUGCAAAGUGUUGCCGCUCUUCCUUUCCCUAAAGCAGUUAUAUUGGGCAAUCAUGAUGCUUGGCACACCCAUGACUUAUCAAAGAAACAAAAUCGUGUUCAAAUGCAGCUCGAUAUGUGAGUUUGACCACUGCUUGCUUGUAGUUCGAAUAGCUCUGUCAUUUUUUUUUUGGUUUCCGGCUGCAACCAACAGCCUUGGUGAUGAGCACGUAGGAUAUCAACGCAUGGACUUCCCCUCAUAUAAGCUCAGUAUUGUUGGUGGUCGGCCCUUUUCACAUGGGGGAGAUCGAUUGUUUCGGCAAAAACUGCUUUUCCAGAGGUACGGAGUUCAUGAUAUGGAUUCCAGUGCUGGGCGUAUAUGUCGAGCUGCACAUGGAACACCGGAGGAUCAUGUGGUUAUAAUUCUUGCGCAUAACGGGCCAACAGGUCUCGGUUCUCAAGCAGAGAAUAUAUGUGGAAGAGACUGGUUUGUCGAAGGAGGUGACCAUGGUGAUCCAGAUCUAGAGAAGGCAAUACGCCAGUUGAAGGAGACCACGAAGUUGUCUGUUCCUUUAGUUGUGUUUGGACACAUGCAUAAGGAGCUUCAGUCUGGGAAAGGAGAUCGGGAAAUGGUUGUGCAAGACAGUGACAACCAGACCGUUUAUGUGAAUGGUGCAGUAGUUCCAAGAGUUAAAGGGACAAAGGAGGAAAACUGUGGGAGAGGAAUUGGGGAAAAUGAAACGUCGUCUGAGAGUGGUGGCACAGUAAGAGUUUAUACAUUGGUGGAGAUAUUAGAUGGAAAAAUCAAGAAAGUAGCAGAAAGUUGGGUACAAGUAAUCGGAACUAUGGCCAAGAUUGUGGAAGAAAAGACAUUGUUCGAAGAUGUAACCUGAUUUGAACCGGUGCACUUUUGUUCAAUGUCUGUAGUCAGUUGCCAUGUACACAUUUCAAAUUGCUGUGUGUGUAGUGUCCAUAUCUCAUCUUAGACUUGAGAUUAAAAGAAAAUUAGAUGAUAAAAUUACAAGGAGAAGCCAUAAAAGCUUCUUAAUACAGUAAAGGUCACUGUGAAUGUUAUAUAGUAUAUUUUAUAGAAUUUUGGCAUUUAAUUGUAAUUUCAUUUGCUAAACAAUUUUGGUUUUUCUGGGAGGUGUGGGA